AUGUCGCUACGACAGGCAUCGUUGUUGCGCCCGCGCUUUGUUUUGCGCCACGUCAACGGCUUUGCGCUUAGACAAGGGCCUUCUUUUCACUCUAUUGCAACUCGCAACCAACAAAGCCGGGCCGCAGGUAAGACGUGGUCCGAGACCGACAAUACGCCGACAGUACCUUUCAUCAUCAACGGCAACAACUACUAUGCCAAGAAGAGUUUCGACGUUGUGUCUCCUGUCACUGGCGAGGUGACGCAUCGAUGCGGAUCUGCCUCUGUCGAGGAUGCAGAUGCCGCGGUCGAUGCCGCAGCCGAGGCUUUCAAGACAUGGAGAAGGUCAACGCCGUCGCAUCGUCGUGACAUCUUCCUCAAGGCUGCCGACCUCAUUGAAAAGAAGGGCGAUGAACUGGCCCAGAUUAUGUCAAGCGAGACGGGAGCUGCUGCGCCAUGGGCUCUUUUCAACAUCAACACAGCGGCUGACCUGACCAGAGAUGCCGCUGGUCGCAUCUCAUCCAUAGAAGGCUCGUUCCCUACGCUGAUGGAUCCUGACACAAGCGGAAUUGUCCUUCGAGAGCCUUAUGGCGUCGUUCUGUCUGUAGCCCCUUGGAACGCUACUUAUAUCUUGCCUGCUCGUUCUAUGGUCGGCCCUGUUGCUGCAGGAAAUACCGCCAUCCUGAAAGCUUCAGAGCUUGCGCCCCGCACCAUGUUUGCUCUGAUAUCCAUCUUCCACGAGGCCGGUCUGCCCAACGGCGUCAUGAACAUGAUUGCACACGAUAGGGAGAGUGCGGCUGAGGUCACAGCAGCACUGAUUGCCAACCCCCUCGUGAGGAAAGUCAAUUUCACGGGCAGCACCAACGUCGGAAAGGCCAUCGGAAGACUUGCUGGCGAACACCUCAAGCCGGUCCUCCUCGAACUUGGAGGCAAAGCGCCCGCCAUCGUGUGGGAGGAUGCAGAUCUGGAUUUGGCUGCCAAGAAAUGCGCAUUCGGCGCCUUGUUCCACGGCGGCCAGACCUGCAUGGCCACCGAGCGCAUCAUUGUCCACAAAAACGUCAAAGCCCAGUUCCAGGAGAAGCUGAAAGCCGCCGUGAACGAGCUGUACCCUUCCAACGGCCCUGGUGCUAUCCUUAUCAACGAAACGGCCGUGAAGCGUAACAAGGCUCUCGUCGAAGAUGCCACUUCGAAAGGCGCGACGGUGCUUCUCGGAGACGUCAGCGUUAGCGAGGCGCGCAAAGCUGAAUUGCGACCUGUCCUUCUUGACAACGUGACGCCCGACAUGGACAUUUACAAGACAGAGACCUUUGGCCCAACGGUAGCCCUUUACGAGGUCGAGACGGAAGAGCAGGCCCUGGAGCUGGCAAACGAUACCGAGUACGGCCUGACGUCUGCCGUCUUCACUGAGGAUCUCAAGAGGGGACUUCGCUUCGCAAGGGGGAUCGAGUCCGGGGCAGUACACAUUAAUGACAUGACCGUCCACGAUGAAGCAGUUCUGCCCCAUGGAGGAACCAAGUCGAGUGGGUUUGGGCGCUUCAACGCAACGGCUGGACUCGAUGAGUGGGUGAGAACAAAGACCAUUACAUUCAAAAAUUAG
This is a messenger RNA of Trichoderma asperellum CBS 433.97, 1575 nucleotides long. RefSeq lists its product as uncharacterized. The record is from RefSeq and is a predicted model, not a curated record. NCBI's taxonomy places the organism in Eukaryota, Fungi, Ascomycota, Sordariomycetes, Hypocreales, Hypocreaceae. Gene Ontology annotation, molecular function: succinate-semialdehyde dehydrogenase (NAD+) activity. Gene Ontology annotation, biological process: GABA catabolic process.